AGCUAGCUAAAAUAAAAUUUAAGGCAACUGAAAUAUGCAUCCAAUCUACGUGAGACGAGACCCCGGUAUCCCCGUGUAUGGACUCCGACAGUCCAUCUUGCUAAACACCAGGCUUCAGGUCUGCUAUGUGGACGCACCAGCUCUCACCAACAGCUGAGUGGCCAGAACGUGCGGAGAGCAGAGCAUCAGUGCCCCGGCGCCAGGUACCACCUCUUCCUGGGAGGUUGUAAAGAACCCAUUCGUAGCCAGUCCCUUCUCCCUGGUUAAGCUUGUGCUCAGGCGGCAACUGAAGGGUAAGUGCUGCCCGGUACCAUGCAAGUUUGGAGAAGCAAAACUCCCGAAGAGAUUAAAGCCCAAGGACGAUUCGGCAAGGAAAGCCACCCAGCGGGCCAGCAUAAGAGGCUCCAUCAGUUCCAAGAGCAAGCGGCCGGAGGGAUAGCUGCCAGCCUCACCUGGGCACAGGUGGCCUGCAGGUGACAUCAGAGAGAGCAAAGAAAGUUCAAAGGAGAAAAAACUAACAGUCCGCCAAGAUCUUGAGGACAGAUAUGCUGAACAUGUGGCCGCCACCCAAGUGCUACCCUGGGACAGCGGGACAGCAGCCUGGAAGGGCCAAGUGUUGCUUCCUGAAGCCCGAAAGAGACAGCAGUUGGCGGAGGACACACUAACCAUCCACGGCCUCCCCACGGAAGUGUACCGGGCUCUGUACCGCGCCGCGGUGGAGCCCAUGCUGCGGAACCCCUGGGGAACCCCCAAGAGGUACAGCCUGGAGUUGGGCAAGACCAUCAAGCAGAAGCUCUGGGAGGCUCUGUGCGGUCAGGCUGCCACCUGCGAACCUGUGCAGAGGGACCCGUUCCCAGGCAGGAGGCGUCUAGACGCCCAAGAGCAGCCUGUGCUUAAGAAACGGCCCAAGUUAAAAAGUGAACAAUAGGAACAGGCACUCAUGGGAUUUGGAUAUUCUCUGCUAGAGGUCUGAAAAAUAAACACCUCUUUUGCACUUUCCACGUAAUCUCAAGAGUGCUUUACAAUUAAUGACUACCCUCUUGGGGAGCAAGACAAAUGGGUGCUGGAUUCACUUAAGACUGAGAGCCUCUGUCACUCAUGAUUAGAAAAAUUUCAAGGGCUAGAUGCUUGCAGGUUUUUUCCUACAAGGGCUUGAGGGUCUCAGUCUUCCAGGUAGGAAAAGGCCAGGCAGAUGAAGCGGAUGGUUAUAGCCAGCCUAUGGUUCCCUAAUUUUUUAAAUUUGAGACAGAGUCUUACUCUGUUGCCCAGGCUAGAGUGCCG
Molecule: messenger RNA, 1281 nt
Organism: Microcebus murinus (gray mouse lemur)
Lineage: Eukaryota; Metazoa; Chordata; Mammalia; Primates; Cheirogaleidae
Source: RefSeq, a predicted model, not a curated record